Notechis scutatus (mainland tiger snake) is the source of this 910-nucleotide messenger RNA. RefSeq names its product intestine specific homeobox (gene ISX). Gene Ontology annotation, biological process: regulation of transcription by RNA polymerase II. NCBI's taxonomy places the organism in Eukaryota, Metazoa, Chordata, Lepidosauria, Squamata, Elapidae. The record is from RefSeq and is a predicted model, not a curated record. Gene Ontology annotation, molecular function: DNA-binding transcription factor activity, RNA polymerase II-specific; RNA polymerase II transcription regulatory region sequence-specific DNA binding.
AUGAAGAUGAGCUGCUCCAAGGAAUGUGACAAGAAGGAGAAGCCUAUUUUGUCUUUUUCUAUAGAAGCAAUCUUAAAAAACCCAUCUACUGAGGCUUACCUCUACAAUAAGGUGACCUGCAAUAGCCAAUCUGAAGUGGCUAAAACGUUCCGUUCUAAGCCACUUUUGGAGAGGUAUAAAGAUGACAAGAAAAUAAAGCGUAGAAUUAGGACCACAUUCACAGCAGAGCAGCUCAAGGAAUUGGAGAGAAUUUUUCAAGCUACACACUAUCCAGAUAUCAACAUCCGCAACCAGCUGGCAGCCAAAAUUAAUCUUCCAGAAACCAGAAUCCAGAUUUGGUUCCAGAAUCAACGAGCAAAGUGGAGGAAACGUGAACGAUUUAGCACUUUUGCAGGCCUGAAGCAUCAGACUGAAGCUGGCUUUGUUUCGGUUCCAAAACCAAAGGUAAGUGACCUUUCCAUGAUGCCCAGCAACAGCCUUUCUGGUAUCACCCCUCCUUCAGGCUACUAUUACACACUGAUCCAAGAGCAUUCCAUGUGCACCUAACUAUUAGACCUGCUGUUUUGGCCCCAUUGCCCAUGGACUCUUUGGCAUUUUCAAAAUCAUCUCUAAUUAUUGACUGUCUUCCUCCUUAUACUCUUCACCCUCUGUUCCUGAAACCAGCAAAGGGGUGUAGUACUAUCAGUUUCACUAAACAGAGGAUGAAGUGUAAACAUCUUUGAAGCAAUGUCUGGUUCUUCUAAACCAAGGGUGUUGAACUGGCAGCCCAUGGACCAGAUGCAUCAUGCACAGGCCACGUCAACCCCAGCUGCACGAAGGGGAAAAUGUUGCAAUAUGUCAUGAGAUAGCAAUGUGACAUGGCAGGUUUGACACCCAUGUUCUAAACAGAUGCUUUCACUGAACCAGUAUU